Molecule: messenger RNA, 2543 nt
Organism: Micromonas commoda
Lineage: Eukaryota; Viridiplantae; Chlorophyta; Mamiellophyceae; Mamiellales; Mamiellaceae
Exons: 2
Coding region: 1-2442 (813 amino acids)
Biological process (GO): lipid metabolic process
Source: RefSeq, a predicted model, not a curated record
AUGGCGCCCAUUUCCCAUUUCCGUGUCAUCGUGUCGAGCCUCGAGAUGCUCUACUCCGUCGCGCCUCGCGCGGGAGUCCGUGCGCGCGGCGUGCUCCCCGCAGCCAUUCGCCGCGGGGGAGCCGCGCGGCCAAACACGCACGCGCCCAGGGAGACCGAUGAAAGGCUCAGAUUCAACCCCAAGGGGCUUCCGCACCCGCUGCGGUCGGGGCUCGGGUUCGGCUCGAACAGGCGCGGGAUGUCCAACGGCGCCAUAUUCGGCCCCGGGACGCCGGUCAAGGAGGAGGAGACGGGAGACGAGGAACGGGCGGAACCCGACAAGGCGGAGAAGAACGAUGGCUCAUCGCCGAGGCGCCGUCCGUUUUUCAGAAGAGACGCGAGGAACGGAGACGCGGACGACGUUACGCCCGUCGCCGACGCCGAGGCACAAAAACUGGGGUCCAUCCUCUCCACCCGCAUCAACCCCAACACCGGCGACGCGGAGACCUUCUCCGUUUUUCGCGGUGCGCGGGAUGGGGAGGAUCCGGAUCGAGGAGGAGACAUCAUGGGAUUUGACGAUUUGCGUGCCUCGGCGAUUGACGCGAGGGACGCGGUGCGCGACGGCUUGAUGGGCGCCAAAGACGGCUUGACGGGCGCCGCCGAGGAUUUCGCCGAGAGGGUCGCCGCGAAGGUGAGGAAGUUCAAGAGCAAGUCACGGGCGCUGACGCACCCGCCUCUGCCCGUCGUGGAGACGUUCGAGGAGCUCCUGAGGUUUGCCCGCAUCGCGGUUCUCAACGGAGAGGAGCCAGAGACGAUUCGCGAGUUUUUCGCGACGACGCGCGAGGAGGUGACGGUGAUGGACCUUGACCGCGUGCAGCAGCGGGUGUUCGUGGCCACCAACCACACCACGAAGACGCACAUCAUCUCGUUCAGGGGAACCAGGAACCUCACGAACGUGGUCCAAAACAUCCGACUGAGCUCGAACCCGGUGACAGCCUCUGGUCGACUCGCCAUGGUUGGCCGGUCCCUAUCCGGAUCCUUCUCGUUCCUUCGAGGUGCGGGCGCCAAGGACUCGAACGACAGCAGCGGAAGCGGAAGCUUCGAUGAGGACGACGAGUGCGCCAACAUCGACUUCGAGGCUGAUCCCAGCGAGUUUGCGCGCAGGGGAUGCACGGACCACCUCCCCAUGCACCGCGGCUACAGGGUCGUCGCCAAGGAAUGCGUCGACACCAUCGCCCCGCACAUCGUGCCUGGCUACACCAUCCAGCUCACCGGCCACUCCCUCGGCGGCGCCGUCGCCGUCGCCGUCGGGCUCCUGUACAAGACUGCCGGGAUCGAGGUCGGCAAGGUUGUCACGUUCGGCGCCCCCAAGCUCGGGCCGCGGGAGACGAGGGAGGCGGCGGCGCAGCUCAACGUCCUGCGCGUGGUCCAGAAGGACGACAUCAUCCCCUUGCUCCCCAUGUCACGACCGUUCGUGCGUAAGCCGUACGUCCACCUCGGCGAGGGGAUCAUGCUCGACAACGACGUCCCGGGUAAGUACGCGCCCCUCACCAGAGAGUGGGGCAACGCGGGUAUCCUCUGGAGGCAGCGAGCGCACCUUCGAUACGCCGCGGGCGGCGAGGAGAAUUCCCCCCCGACGGAACCCGAAGACGACGACGAUUACCGGCCGGCCGUCGACGCCACGAUGGACGCGGCGGAUACAUCGCCGGCACGGCGCGCGAGGUGGUGGCAGGCGCGAAGGCGACUCGCCAACCUGCGAACGGCGCUCCGCGAGGCUAUCGACCGCCGCCGUGAAAAGGCAGCCGCGCUCGCGCCGGCCCCUUCCGCGUACGCCGCGAUGUCGUCCCCAUCCGGGGCCCUCGCGCUCUCCGCGACGAGCCUCGCCGCGCCCACCACGCCGGACACGGAGUGGGCGGCGGAGGUUGCCGAGUGGGCGCACGUCCCGGCCACCGCCGCCGACGCGAGCGCGGCGGCUGAGGAAAUUGCCCCGUUUGACGACGUCGAGGGCGAACUCUUCGUCCGAUUGGCGGAGACGGAGGGGGGCGCGAACGCGGCGGCUGUCGCGGCGGCGAGCGAGUGGGAGCGCGCGUCCGCGUCCAUGUCCGACGACGAGGCGGAGAUUUCCCGAAUCGGAGCCUCGAAGGGGGAGUCAUCCGCCGAGUCCGCCGCCGAGUCCGCCGAGAAGGCUGUCGCGCAUCACCGCGAGGGACCGACCAUCUUCCAGCGAUUGUGGCAGCUCAGGGGCAUGAGCGCGGAGGAGCGCAAAGACCGGCUGGAGUGCCACAGGAUGAGGCGGUACGUUCAAGCGCUCGAGGCCGCGAUGGAGGCUGGGCCCGUGCAGACUUCGUUGGCGGGGGUUUACACCGGAAGCGACGAGGACGACGUGGGCCUGGACAUGGAGGAGGAAGACGACGACGCCACCUCGUUGGGGUCCGUCGCCUCCUGGGUCAACUGGACCCGAUGACAUCGGUUGUAACACAUUCUUUCGUCUUGAUCAACAGAGAGCGGCGCUCUGCUCGCACAGUUGAUAUGUAAUGCAGGUGAAAUAGGUGAAUAUAAUAGGUU